Molecule: messenger RNA, 1839 nt
Organism: Thalassophryne amazonica
Lineage: Eukaryota; Metazoa; Chordata; Actinopteri; Batrachoidiformes; Batrachoididae
Exons: 3
Coding region: 119-1024 (301 amino acids)
Source: RefSeq, a predicted model, not a curated record
UGUGUGUGUGUGUGUGUGUGUGUGUGUGUGUGUGUGUGUGUGUGUGUGUGUGUGUGUGUGUGUGUGUGUCAGGGUGUGUGAGGUGCGGUCAGUAGACGGUACCCCCAUCACGGCCUUCAUGGUCCAUGAGUGUGAGGGCUCGAGUCGUAUCGGCUCACGGCCACGACGAUACCUUUUCAGUGGCCAUAGCAAUGGCAGCAUCCAGAUGUGGGACCUGACCACCGCCAUGGAGAUCGCCAGCAAGGUUGACAUCAAAGCACUGGGUGGGCCCACGGAGGAGGAGCUUCUGGAGCUGCUGGACCAGUGUGACCUGGCUCUGACCCGAACCCCAGACUCCACACCCCGAGCAUCCACUUGCAGUCUGUCGCAGCUGAGUGACAGCUUCAGGGCGGAGCAUGUUUGCAGGACAGGAAGAGGAUCUGCAGGUUUGGGGUCGUCUGUUUUACUGGGCAGCAACCUCCCUCCACAGACUCCGCCUCCUGAGUCCCUCACUAAAGCCGGUAGCCCCUCCCCUGGCCUUGGCCCCUCCCCUGGGCUUGGCCCCCUCAGUCCCAGUGCUGCCAGUCAGGCUGCCAGUCCCCAACCUGCCAGAAACUGGACUCGAGACAAAGAGUGGGCGGGGUCAGUCCGCAGAGGAAGCUUUGUGGAGCGCUGUCAGGAACUUGCCAAAGGAUCAGAAUCGGCGGCAAGCCUGGGGUUGGAUGCUCUGAGGCGGAGUUUAGCAGUUUGCAGCGAAUUAGAAGCCAGGUUUGGCCUGAGGACGCCCACAGGUUUUUCUGUGCCUUCUAGUGGACGCUAUUCUGCAGGAACGCCUUCAUCCCUGGCAUCAUCAUCACCUCAUAGGGUCACAUCCCCAGAAAGCCCUGCCCCCACUGCGGUGAGUCCAACCUGUUUGCAGAAGGCUGCAUCACCUCGGCACAGCGCCGGACCAUCAGUUUCCUCCGAGAACCCAACCAGUCCAGACAGCCCUGCUGCUGGUCUACCGACCAAUCACACACCCCAGAUGAAUGAGACCAGCUUCUGAUUGGCUGUUGCCUUGGAGCAUUUUUUUCCAUUUGGCCUGUUGAUAAGGGACCAAAAAGUAAUUGGUUAUAUUCUUUGUUAAGUUGGUCGUCCAACCAGAAAGUUAUAGGAUAAAAUCCAAGUUCUGUUCCAACGUCAGACUGCCCUCAAGCAAGGCCCCGUGAGCAUCACCCAGUUCAAAACCACAUGGGGGUGGUGCUCAGGUGUCAUCAUGUUGUGAUGUGGCAAGUGCAACUGAGUACCCAAAAAGAAAAAAAGCAGAAGCAGUAGUAGUUCCUGUUGGUACUGGAUCUUGUGAGUGGUACUCAAGACAAGGGACAAAUGAUCCUCUGCUGUGGAGUCAAAGGUCACAGUCAGGCCAGGUCAGGGUCCUGGUACCACACGUCCACUACACCACAGAAUCAGCCUGGGUCCUGGAUGGCAACAACCCAGCCAGAUAUCUGUCUGACUAUCUGCUGGAAUCAGGUGAAGUGUGGGCGUGUCCUCAACCUUCUCCAGUCUCGAGAGUCCUGGGGCCUCAUGUACAAAGGCUGGGUGCGCACAAAAACCUGGCAUCCAUCCGUCUCCACACCAACAUUCAGAUGUACCUAAAGUGAAAUGGCCAUGGAAAUGUGCAGUGUGUCACGUACAAAUCCUGGCUGGCGUACACACGUUUCUGCAGCUAUUGUUCGUCUGCCAACACGUAGCGAUAAAGCUGGGAACCAUUAAUAGAGUGAAAACAUGAAGUCACCAGAGUGAUGUGCACAACAGAGACACACUGAUGAACAGUGAACACACCCACGUGUUUGCAGUUAUACAGUUGUAUGCAAAGGUUUG